Molecule: messenger RNA, 6360 nt
Organism: Pipra filicauda (Wire-tailed manakin)
Lineage: Eukaryota; Metazoa; Chordata; Aves; Passeriformes; Pipridae
Gene: SLK
Product: STE20 like kinase
Exons: 20
Coding region: 526-4347 (1273 amino acids)
Biological process (GO): protein phosphorylation
Molecular function (GO): ATP binding; protein serine/threonine kinase activity; protein binding
Source: RefSeq, a predicted model, not a curated record
CGCCCCGCAGGAAGCGGAGCCGCCCGGGCCCCGCGCCGCGAGAGCGCGGGAGAGACAGGCCAGCAGCGAGCAGCGUCGUUUCCCUCCCGCUGUCGCCGCCCCCGGGGACGCCGCUCCGUGAGGAACAACCGGCCGCGAGUCGGCAGGGGAGCAGCGCCCUCCCCUCCCUACAUCCGCCCCGUCCUGCGAGGCGGGACGUGACCGCUCCCUCCCCCUUGUCCCCGGGCUCCGCCGCCGCCCGUCCCGAGGAGAGAGCCCGGCACUUGUUGCCGCGAUGGUGCCCGGCCCGGCCGAGUAGGAGCGCCGAUCCCGCCCGGGAGAGGAGCACCGAGCCCCGCGCCGGCCCCGCCGGGGCACCGCGGGGUGUUGUCUGCCCGCAGCGCCCGGCGGUGACGGCGCUUCCCGAGCGGCUCCAGGACUCAGGUCUGGGCGCGGGGGUCGCUCCCGGCAGCGCCGCCCGGCCCGGGAGGUCCCGGCGGGACCAGGAGGCAGCGCCGCCCGCCCCGUCCCCCGGCCGGAGCCAAAAUGUCCUUCUUCAACUUUCGCAAGAUCUUCAAGCUGGGCGGCGAGAAGAAGAAGAAACAAUACGAGCACGUCAAGAGGGAUUUGAACCCUGAGGAGUUCUGGGAAAUCAUCGGGGAGCUGGGAGAUGGUGCUUUCGGUAAAGUGUUCAAGGCUCAGAACAAAGAAACAAAAGUUCUGGCUGCUGCAAAGGUGAUAGAUACUAAAUCAGAAGAAGAACUUGAAGAUUACAUGGUGGAGAUUGAUAUUUUAGCAUCCUGUGAUCAUCCUAAUAUUGUCAAGCUCCUAGAUGCUUUCUACUAUGAAAACAAUCUGUGGAUCCUGAUCGAAUUUUGUGCAGGAGGAGCUGUAGAUGCAGUCAUGUUGGAGCUUGAAAGGCCAUUAACAGAGCCACAGAUCAAAGUGGUGUGCAGACAGACACUGGAAGCACUGAACUACUUGCAUGAAAAUAAGAUCAUCCACAGAGAUCUAAAGGCUGGCAAUAUUCUUUUCACAUUAGAUGGAGACAUUAAACUAGCGGAUUUUGGAGUAUCAGCUAAAAACACAAGAACAAUACAAAGAAGAGACUCUUUUAUUGGUACACCAUAUUGGAUGGCUCCAGAAGUAGUAAUGUGUGAGACCUCUAAAGACAGGCCUUAUGAUUAUAAGGCUGACAUUUGGUCUCUUGGCAUUACUUUAAUAGAAAUGGCUCAAAUAGAGCCACCUCAUCAUGAAUUAAAUCCCAUGCGAGUGCUUCUGAAAAUUGCAAAAUCUGAUCCUCCCACGUUAGCACAGCCUUCAAAAUGGUCAUCAGAUUUUAAAGAUUUUCUGAAGAAAUGUUUGGAAAAGAAUGUAGAUGCAAGGUGGAGUGCAACUCAACUGUUACAGCAUCCAUUUGUUACUGUUACUUCCAAUAAACCAAUAAGAGAAUUGAUUGCAGAAGCUAAGGCUGAAGUUACAGAAGAAGUUGAAGAUGGUAAAGAUGAGGAUGAAGAAGAGGAAACAGAGAAUUCUCUGCAGUUACCUGCAGAAAAGCGUGCAUCCUCCGACCUUAGCAUUGCCAGCUCUGAAGAGGAUAAACUUUCACAGAAUGCCUCUGUCCUGGAAUCUCUCUCUGAGAAAACAGGAAGUAAUGCAAUUGAGGACAAAACAACUGGGGAUGAAUCUGAGGACAUUAAAUUUAGGAAAACAGCUGAUAAGAUAUGCGAUACUACCGUUAACGAUAUGGAAGUGCAAAACGGUUCUGUGCCAACUGGUGAAGAUGAGGAAGGCAAAAUAAUGCCAGCAGAAAAGGACACAGAAAGCCUGGAAAAACCACAUAAGGAUACAGAACCCCAGAAAGGAGGGAAAGAACUUGACGUGGUAACAAAACCAGAAAUAAAGAAUGAACCCAACCUAAAAAUAGAGAAAGAAAAUUCCACAGCAAAUGAACAGACAGAAGAUAAUAAACUGAAAGUAGUACCCACAACUGAAAAUAGUGUAGAAACUGAAGAAGGCAUUUCUAAGGAAACUGGUGAAAAAGAAGAGAAGGAGAAUAGAACAGAUCUCUUGGGACUUAAGGAAGAAAAGGUCCCUGUAGAAAAUACAGAUACAGAGCAAAAGGAAAAUAAAAAUGAGGAGCAGACAGAGGCAACAAUAGACACCACUACAGAAACUCUACCUAAUGCUACAGUCGAAGGGUCUGAUGAAGAAAAGGAACUAAUAAAGCAUGGAAUUGACAACAUUAAGGAGAUAGGUGGUAUUGCUGAAACACCGAUCAGUGAUGGGGAUAAAAUACCUGAGCUGGAGGAUAAGCCAGUGGAAAGUCAGGCUAAGCAGGUCCAUGAGAUAAUCAGCUCUGAAGAAACUCUAUCAGAAAGCCAAGAUAAAGUGAUCAAAGUAGACAAGAAACUGGCCGAAAGUGAAAAUGAGGAUAUUAGUAAUAUAAGCAGCACGGAGGAAACAAAGAUCAAAGACUCUGGAAAAGACGUCGUAGACCAGAAGGCAAUACAGAGCAAGCCUGAGGAUAUUUCUAAUAAAGUGGUGGAUAACCUGACUGAUAUGGACCAAAAUUCAGGAGAGUGCAGACCUGAGAAUAUCCAGGAAAACAACAUUCAGACAGACAAAGAACGUUUAGAAGUUACUUCUGAUGAAGUAAUGAAGGAUAAGCUUCAAAAUACUGUCAAUGAACAAGGUGAUGACUCUGAAGUCACUCCAGUCCCCAGUAUUAGUAUUAGCACUGAAGAAAAUGAGAAAGUCAAAACAGAUAAUCAAGGCAAUACUGAAACUUCCCAGCAGGUAGAGUCGGAGAAUGUGAAGGAAAAUGAUGCCGAUUCAGGCACAGGUUCUACAGCUGAUAACAGCAGCAUUGAUUUGAACUUGUCCAUUUCUAGUUUCCUUAGUAAGAACAAAGAGACAGGAUCAAUAUCUUUACAGGAAACUAGAAGACAGAAGAAAACGUUAAAGAAAACUCGGAAGUUUGUCGUUGAUGGAGUAGAAGUGAGUGUAACCACAUCAAAAAUAGUCACUGAAAAUGACUCCAAAAGUGAAGAAAUGCGAUUCCUACGACGUCAAGAGCUAAGAGAACUAAGACUUCUUCAGAAAGAGGAGCAGAGAGCCCAACAGCAGCUCAGUAAUAAGCUUUUGCAACAGCGAGAACAGAUGUUCAGACGUUUUGAACAGGAAAUGACAAGUAAAAAGCGACAGUAUGAUCAAGAAAUAGAAAACCUAGAGAAGCAGCAGAAACAGACGAUAGAGCGCCUGGAACAGGAGCACACGAACCGCUUACGGGAUGAAGCAAAACGCAUCAAAGCAGAACAGGAGAAGGAAUUGUCCAAAUUCCAGAACGUGCUGAAAAACAAGAAAAAAGAGGUUUUAUGUGAAGUGGAGAAAGCACCAAAAGAGCUGAGAAAAGAGCUCAUGAAACGCAAGAAAGAGGAGCUUGCACAAAGCCAGCAUGCUCAGGGCGUUGCUCAGGUUAUGAUUCAGUCUUUUCAGUUGUCUUCGUGUACGCUUUUCAACGCACAAAUGCAGGAUGAGCAGGAGUUUGUGCAGAAGCAGCAACAAGAACUGGAUGCAUCUCUGAAGAAAAUUAUUCAGCAGCAGAAGACGGAACUGGCCACUAUUGAACGAGAUUGUCUCAACAACAAACAGCAGCUCAUGAGAGCUCGUGAAGCUGCAAUCUGGGAACUGGAGGAGCGGCAUCUGCAGGAGAAACACCAGCUCCUCAAACAGCAGCUCAAAGAUCAGUACUUCAUGCAGAGACACCAACUGCUUAAGAGGCACGAAAAAGAAACGGAACAAAUGCAGAGAUAUAAUCAACGCCUUAUUGAGGAGUUAAAGAACAAGCAAACUCAGGAAAGAGCCAGACUGCCUAAAAUCCAGCGAAGUGAAGCAAAGACUCGCAUGGCAAUGUUUAAGAAAAGUUUAAGAAUCAAUUCGUUAGCCUCUCCAGACCAAGAUCGUGAAAAAAUUAAGCAGUUUGCUGUUCAAGAAGAAAAGAGGCAGAAGAAUGAGAGACUGGCUCAGCAUCAGAAACACGAAAACCAAAUGCGGGACCUUCAGUUGCAGUGUGAAGCAAACAUCAGGGAACUGCAUCAGUUACAGAAUGAAAAAUGCCAUCUACUGGUUGAGCAUGAGACUCAGAAACUAAAAGAGCUGGAUGAAGAGCACAGCCAAGAACUGAAGGAAUGGAGAGAGAAAUUGAGACCGAGAAAAAAGACGCUGGAAGAAGAAUUUGCCAGAAAACUGCAGGAACAGGAAGUUUUCUUUAAAAUGACUGGAGAAUCCGAAUGCCUUAAUCCUUCAACACAAAGCCGGAUUUCCAAAUUCUAUCCAAUCCCCAGCCUUCACUCUACUGGGUCAUAACUCUGGGAACUGCUGUAGGUUUUUUCCUAUUUGUAAUUCUCCAUCCUUACCCAUCUAACCUGACUUAUCUGCGGCGUGUGUACAUCCAAGGACCCCGCGCUUUUUGUUUUCAGUGGAGACAAUCAGUGUCACAUCAGUUUCUUCACUUCUCUGAGCAGAAGAAACGAACCCAGUGUUGGUGUACAAUGGUAAUGUUACGUCCUUCAGGUGUUUCAAGACUAAGUGGGCUUUUUAUCUCGGUCUCUAAAAGUAUGUUACCUAUGGUUUUGACUUUAAACCUGAAGUAUUAGUUGUGCUCUUUCUCAUCACAGAAAAAAUGGUUUCUCAUGUGAAUAUUUAAACAAUGUAAUAUUAGUUCUGCUACUGUGUUUUUAAGUAUCAGAUCUCUCCACGAGAGAAUUCCACAAUUGAAAAUGCCAUGAGAGGUUUAAAGUUUCAUAAUGUUGAGCAGUGUCUUCAUGGCAAGAACUGAAACUAAUUGCUAAGAACAUGCCAGUAAUCAGAGAAACAAACCCUUAUGUUUAAACACAAUUGGCAAAAGCAAAGGCCUUUGUAAUAUCUUUCAAAAGAAACCUCUGGCAUAAAUUAAACUGAGCUGAUCUCCAUGACGUGUUUUGUCCAUUAGUUCCAUAAUGAAAUGGGGUGCUAGUUUAAUUAAUACAGUGCCUGAAACACUUAGAUAUGCUGAUCCUGGUAACAGGAUAUGUUUUGUCAUUUAAAAAAACAAAACUCCUUAGCAUUGUUGUUACUGUACAAAACAAGAUUUCUUGCUGCUACUGCCAUUUUGGUUGUAAAUCCUCACCCUAAAAUAUUUUGCACUAAAAUAUGUAAAGGUGAAAGAAAUGCUAACUUUAAAAUGCACAGUUUGUUAUUUUCCUUUGCUAUUACAGGUGGUUAGUUCUACAAAUUGAAAAACUGUAGAAUGUAUUUUUUAGAAAGCAGGGUGCAAAAUGCACGUGGUUUCUCUAACUGUACCUGGAAUGGGUAGAGCCAUUGUUCUGUUCUUACCAAAGCCUGUUCAUUUAAACUCCAUUGGAAAAGUGGAGGUGGAUGGUCAUAUUUAUAAAUAAUCAUGGCUAAAGUCUGAUUUCAUUAGAAGUGUUAGAUUCAAUUUUUUUUUAAUUUUAGUCAUUUUAUUUUGUGGAAAGAUUUAAGUUAAAUAUAUAGACAAACUCCUCUAUGAAGCUGGGUGUUUUGCUUUUGUGUUGCCACCUACUAACAUAGGCAGGUUUUAUUUUUUAAGUUCAUAGAUGUACAAUAAGUUAUUUACCUGACUGAUCUGCAGUGGAAAAUCUGAAAUGUUUCUCAUGUAGCGGGUAGGGAAAUACAGCUGUAUUAGAUCAAUUUUUGCUGCACUCCUUUUGGUGGUUAGAGGUUGAGUCAUAUCAAGACACAGUAUUUAAGGCUGUACUUGGGUAUGCUGGAGUUCCAUUUGUAAAAUAGUGUUUGCUUUCUGUUGUUUGAGGCCUGACUUUCUCAUGUCUCUUCGGGCAUCAACUGCAACCGUUUUGUUUUGCUCUCUCGCACUGAACGUGUGGCUGGUGACCAUCACACGACGUUCAUUUCAUGGGAACUGUGUUGCUGCAUGUCAAUGAGUUCAUAAAUAACCAUAGGACUUUAUAAUCAGCUGUGGUCGAAACCUUGGAUGCUGAAAUCCUUGGACGUUGAACCGAAACCUUCUCAAUGAAGACACUUAAUUUACAGCACAGAAAAAAAAUUAAUUGGAAAAUGCAUGUUUUAAUUUAAAUUUUGUAACUUUUUGAUAGCAUAAUUACUUUAAUAGCUAGCCUUAAUUUCUGGCAUUUUAUUAUUAUAAAUGUGUAUUGUGUACUGUUGUAAAUUCACACCCCAUAUCUCUAGAAUGUUCUCUGUUGCUAAAUGCAAAGUUCUUUGAAUUGUUUGUUCAUUAGGGAGAAAAAACGUCUUUGAGAACUUCUGUUUUUUAAGCUCCACCUUCAUAAAUUGACUGUUACUGAGAUAACAUUAAAUAAUCUUCAUUUCUAUUUAGCAGAA